UAGGCAUCGAGCACCCCUCUAUAUAGUAUAGGUAUACAUACAGUAUUCCACUACCCCGCACUUUCACCACUAACAUUCAUCAUGUCUAUGCAGUGUCUUGCGAAACGAUACUGGCCAUUUUAUUUUAUCUCACUUAUCAUUCCUGAGCUAGAAUCCUUCCACAAAAGGAAUAAUUCCUCAUCGCCCAAGCUACGUAAAGCGCAAUGUCGCCUUCGCGCCGGAUCAAUUAGCUUUAAGCUAAGUACCUAAUCGGUGCGGAGUCCAAACCCGACCCCAUCAAGGUACGCAACAUCGAUUGUCCGUCUAUCACUCACUCCCUCGGUCCCUUCUGACUUUCUCACCUUUUCGAUCUGUCUUUUAUAUCGCACGGUACACACGAUUAAUAACGAAUACACGGCGAUAUGUCGCAGCUUAAAGUUGGAGACAAGUUCCCUGACGGGGUUACGUUUACGUAUAUUCCCUACUCGCAGGACAGGCUCGAGAUCAAUGCUUGUGGUGUCCCUAUCAAAUAUGAUGCUUCGAAAGAGUUCGCCGGAAAGAAAGUAGUUCUCUUUGCUGUUCCCGGUGCAUUCACCCCCGGUUGCUCUAGCAAGCAUCUCCCGGGCUAUAUCACCAAUCUACCCAAGUUGAAGGAGAAGGGAGUCGACAUCAUCGCCUGCAUCGCUUCCAAUGACCCUUAUGUGAUGAGUGCCUGGGGAAAGGCCAAUCAUAUCAUGAAUGACGACAUUUUCUUCCUCUGCGAUCCGGGACUUCAAUUUUCAAAGAAGCUCGGCUGGACCAGCGGUGACCGCACGAUGCGAUACGCUCUCAUUAUUGAAAAUGACGGCACCAUCUCCUAUGCUGAGAAGGAGACUACUCCAGAGGUCACUGUUUCUUCUGCCGAGGCAGUUCUCGCUAAGUUGUAGAGUUUCGCGCGUGUCUAGAUAAAUGGAAUAGAACUCGUGCGAGAUUUGACAGAAGACUCCAUUCAAUAAUAAAUCAUGAUAAUCUCUCGACACAUCUUGCUUUCUAACCAAUAGAUAUAUCUAGAUGUGAUUGCAAGAGGAAGGAUCAUACUUCAUUCUCGUCC
Messenger RNA from Paecilomyces variotii, 1069 nucleotides. RefSeq names its product allergen Asp F3. The record is from RefSeq and is a predicted model, not a curated record. The coding region runs from base 402 to 905 and encodes 167 amino acids. The transcript is spliced from 3 exons. Gene Ontology annotation, cellular component: cytoplasm; mitochondrion; peroxisome. Lineage: Eukaryota; Fungi; Ascomycota; Eurotiomycetes; Eurotiales; Thermoascaceae. Gene Ontology annotation, molecular function: thioredoxin peroxidase activity. Gene Ontology annotation, biological process: cell redox homeostasis; hydrogen peroxide catabolic process; cellular response to oxidative stress.